AUGCUCUUCCACUGUACUGGUCUCUGGGCCUUCUUCCUCAGGUCCUGCCAGCUGGUGCUGAUGCUCCUCAUCUCCUCCUCCGUGCCUUCUCCAGCUGUUCUUGGGUCUACCCCUCUUCCUCUUACCCUGUGGAUUCCAGCCCAGUCCUGUGGUGGUACCCUGACCAACUCCACAGGGUUUAUCGAGAGCCCAGCUUACCCGUCCAGGAUCUACCCUGGUAUCCGCUGUUUAUGGAACAUACGGGCACCAUGGAGGAAUGUCAUUGCAAUGACUAUCCUAGACCUGGACACCAGCACCACAGAUGAGCUGAUAUUCCAUGAUGUCAACUGGCACCACAUUUGUGGUGGGGGAUGUGAAUGGAGAAUUUAUCAAGGAAGCUUGGGUAGAGAAGGUCUGGAAACCAACCACACUCACUGGAGCGCUCUGAAUGAGUUUGAAAUCCUGUUUAAAACAUACCAGUAUGCAAGGGGCCGCGGUUUUCAGGUUUACUACAGAUUUGUGUCCUCGGAUACUUGCAAGGAUCCAGGCAGUCCCGUGAACGGACAUCUCGUUCCAGACUUCAUUUUCAACGGCACGUACCCCGCGGGAGAAACAGUUCACUACGCCUGCGACGACGGUUAUCACCCGUACGAGAGGGCUCACGUCAGUCUGCUGUGUCAGUCCCAUUCGGACGGCACCAGGGCAUGGUGGGACCCUUACCAGGAUCCAAGGGCACUCUGCAGGGCGGACUGUGGCGGCAACCUGACGAGACCCACCGGCGUCAUCACCAGUCCUGGCCGGUACCCGGACUACUUCGAGAUCCCGGCAGACUGUAGCUGGAACAUCCAGGCUCCUCCGGGCUACACCGUGCUUCUGGAGUUUGAGACUAUCCAGCUCCACGCAUACUUCGAUGACGACUUUCUGCAGGUUGGAGAGGGAGAUGUGGUAACGUACAGUUGGACAGGCUCCCAGACGACUGCGUACCCCGCCCACCCUGAUCCCAUCACCACCUUCUCCAACGACGUUUCCGUCAUCUUGCGCACGUACUGGUCCUCCCUGUACGGCCCGGCCAACCUCACGUCCAACAACGCAGGCUUCCGCAUGCACUACAGAUUCAUCCCUGCAGGCACUCCUCUAGCUGGGGAGUGUGUCGACCCAGGCACGCCACAACACGCUAAACGGCUUCCUGAGACGGGUCCCUACAAGAUCGGAGACACUUUGGAAUUCCGUUGCGAGGAUGGAUUUGAAGUUGUGGGAAGUACGUACAUAACCUGUAUGGAGGCAGAGGGGCCUGUUAUGGAAGGAGUUCUACUGGCUGAGUGGAACUCUACAAUACCCACAUGUGAAGCCAAGUGUACAAGCGACAUUCCUCAGCAGGAGGGCUAUGGGUCUAUCAAGUCUCCGAACUGGCCUGACCAGGACAGGCGGUUCUGGACAGGAACAACAGGGAUCUGGGGAUGUCGCUGGACCAUCACCGCUGCCAAGGGGAACAACAUCAGCCUGUACUUUAACCACACCUACUUCUGGACAUGGCCACAGUACGAGUACAUCAAGGUCAUGCAAGGUGGCACAGAACUUCUACGACUGACCAAAACUAAUUGGCGCCCGAGUAACAACCCAUUCAUCGUGAAUGCUACGAGCGGCAGCAACACUGUAGCUGAAAUAGUGUACUACGGAGAGUACAUUCGCGGAAGCACUCUGAACCUCUACUAUUCCACUGGAUACUGUAGAGACCCUGGAUCACCGGUACAUGGGCAGCGACAAGGCGACAGUUUCCAGCCUGGAGACACUGUCUCAUUUUCCUGUGACGUUGGGUACUACUUGGUCGGGGCAGCUACACUGACAUGUGUGCCUGGAAGCGUGUAUGUGUAUCAGUGGGACAACAAUGUACCAAUGUGUAAAUAUGAGCACAGCUUACCUUGCCCCACCCCACAAGCACCAACCUUUGGCCACCAUAGUAACACAGACAGUGCAGUUGGCAGUACGGUGAGGUUCUGGUGUGAUGCUGGCUACCACAUCAGGGGUUCAGCUGCCAGGACAUGUGGGACAAACCAACAGUGGACGGGGGUCCAGCCUGAAUGUGUCUUGAGUCCUUGCCAGGACAUCCCGCCAGCCCCUCUGCAUGGUCAGAUGUUCCCUAUGGACGUCCCAGGCACCGGCCUCUUUGCCGUCACUGCCUGUGACGUGGGCUACUUCAUCGCGAGAGGCUCUGAAGCACGAGUCUGUAACGUCUCUGAUGGAGAGGGAAGGUGGGGCGGUGAACCAGCAGUGUGUCAACCUGUAGAAUGUGGGAAGCCAGGAAUACCAGAGAAUGGAAACUUCACUGCACCGGAGUUCACAUACCAAAACAACGUCACGUAUUACUGUGACAUCGGCUACGAGUUACUGGGAGAAGACAGCAGGACAUGUCGUGCUAAUGGCACUUGGACCAACGAAGUGCCUAUAUGCAGAAGAAAUACCUAG
This is a messenger RNA of Branchiostoma belcheri (Belcher's lancelet), 2442 nucleotides long. RefSeq names its product CUB and sushi domain-containing protein 3-like. Lineage: Eukaryota; Metazoa; Chordata; Leptocardii; Amphioxiformes; Branchiostomatidae. The record is from RefSeq and is a predicted model, not a curated record. The transcript is spliced from 16 exons. Bases 1 to 2442 code for a protein of 813 amino acids.